AUGGAGGGCGGCGGUGGAUGGGGUGAUCAGGCCGGGAAGGAUGUAGGAGGCGAGAGCACCAAGUACCGCGGCGUGCGACGCCGCCCGUCAGGCAAGUUCGCGGCGGAGAUCCGCGACUCCAGCCGGCAGAGCGUCCGCAAAUGGCUCGGCACCUUCGACACAGCCGAAGAGGCUGCACGGGCCUACGACCGCUCGGCCUACGCCAUGCGCGGCCACCUGGCCGUGCUCAACUUCCCCGCCGAGGCGCGCAACUACGUCCGAGGCGGGCCGUCCUCCUCCUCGUCGUCGUCCCGGCAGCCGGUGAUUGAGAUCGAGUACCUGGAUGAUGAGGUGCUGCAGGACAUGCUCAAGGAGGGGGAAGGUGGAAGGAAUAAUUAA
This is a messenger RNA of Hordeum vulgare subsp. vulgare (domesticated barley), 378 nucleotides long. Its product is annotated as ethylene-responsive transcription factor ERF096-like. The transcript has a single exon. The record is from RefSeq and is a predicted model, not a curated record. Gene Ontology annotation, biological process: regulation of DNA-templated transcription; ethylene-activated signaling pathway. Bases 1 to 378 code for a protein of 125 amino acids. Lineage: Eukaryota; Viridiplantae; Streptophyta; Magnoliopsida; Poales; Poaceae. Gene Ontology annotation, molecular function: DNA binding; DNA-binding transcription factor activity.